Messenger RNA from Aspergillus nidulans FGSC A4, 2817 nucleotides. RefSeq lists its product as uncharacterized. Bases 1 to 2817 code for a protein of 938 amino acids. The record is from RefSeq and is a predicted model, not a curated record. The transcript is spliced from 3 exons. NCBI's taxonomy places the organism in Eukaryota, Fungi, Ascomycota, Eurotiomycetes, Eurotiales, Aspergillaceae.
AUGCCGAUCAAGUCUUUCAAAUUCUCGCGGAGAAAAUCUUCAGGAACUAUUCUCGAAGAUGGGGAAAACCCGACACAAUCAUCGUUCCGUGUCUUUGAGCGCCCCUCCACCGGCCGCAAGUCUCUUAGCGAUGGUAAUCUCCUGAAAACGGGGGAUAGUGGUUCCCCACCGGAAGACGAUAAUAUUUUUGCUGGGUCUGACGGCCCUGUUUACAGGAAUCUUACUGGAGGAAAUACACUUGAAAGCCCAGCAGCAGUUCGUUUUAGCUCGUCAACGCGCCGCUCGACAGACCUACAAACCCAAUUUGACUCCCAAUCCCCACAUUCCAAGAAUCUCCACGAUAUCCCAGUACCUCCGCUGUCUAGUGCACUGCGCGCAGCCGGCCGAACUUUUUCGUUCGGCGCCCGGUUCUCGAAGACACCUGCAGUGCCGCACCAUCGCCCGUCAUCUCCAGAUACAACUCGGAGCAGAGCAACCACAAACAGCACCACAAGCACGGCAACGCCGCCAAAGCUUCUAGAUACGGAAUUACAGAUCGGUCGAGUGGAUGAUGGUUUUGAGAACAUGUUUGACGGCAUUGGUGCUCAGGAAAUGGCUCAGAACUCGAAUGCUUCUGCCAGCAAACCGGGGUUUAGUACGAAAAGGGAUGAGAAACCCGCCCCGAUAAACACAGACCGCUCCCAAGAAGUUGACCCGUCCCCGUACUCGUGGGGUAGCCGCCACUCAGGCGAAGGUCUUCUAGCAGCUGCGGAUUCGCCACAAGACCAUCCUAGUACCGCAGAAUUGAGCAUGGUACCUCCUCCACUAGGACCGCGCCGCAAAUCGUCGCCGAUGUUUGACGCCGUACCGGCCAGUACUACCUCACAUCGCUCUCUGGAGAAACCGAGAACGGCAACCGAAAAGGGUUUGCGGAGGAGCAUCAUAUCUCCAUCUAAACGGGACACGGUUGCCAUUGACGAUGAAGAUGCGAAGCUAGUUAUGGCGUCUCUCAAUUAUAGUAAAAGAAUGUCGCAAGCUCAUACUUUGGAUGAUUCGGCAGAUAUGGGAGCGGAAGACGAUAUUGCUCUGUUUGGCUCCGACAAAACAACAAAGGAUGUAUCUGCGCAGCGAGGAUACUUUCCACCUGCCGGCCCCACUGGCGACAGUGUAGAUGCUUCCAUUGCAGCCCAUGCACGGUUGGCUGCGGAGUAUGAAAAUAAGCCCGCCCCAGCGCCGUCUUCCAACAAAGUCAUGACUCCGUCCCAAUUCGAACACUAUCGGCUGCAACAAGAAUUGAAAAGAGCAAAUGAUGGUGGGUCUGACACUGAUGAUUCUGCAGAAAGCGACUUUGACGAAGAGGAUGAGGCGGAGAAAAAUCGGGAAACUGAGAGGCAGCGACGGAAACAAGAGGCUCAUCUGUCUGUUUACCGUCAGCAAAUGAUGAAGGUCACUGGACAGCAGUCCCCAUCUCCAUCUCUUCGCCCGGAAGAUCGCGGCAGCAGCAGUACGCCGAAUCUAGCGAAUCUCUCUUUGCAUCCUGGUAACCCAUCCGGGAGCGGGAAAAGCAGCGAAGGGGACGAUGAUGAGGAGAUUCCGCUCGGCAUAUUGGCAGCCCAUGGGUUCCCAAACCGAAAUCGCCCACCGAGCCGUCUUAUGUCAUCCAACUCCAUGCAAAACCUCCGCGCAUCAUACCAUCAACCACACCUAGGGUCUGCAGGCUCAGAUUUUGGCGGCGGAAAUCGAAGCAGCUUGCCCGUCUUUGCCAGAAAUCUUCCACGGGACCCCUAUUUUGGUGCAAGCUUGGUUGCUCCCGCAAACAGAGAAUCUCUGGCUUUUGGAGGAGGGGGUGGCUCGGUGUAUGGUGGCCCAUCAGCCGCUACAGGAUCAUCUCCUGCCCUACCACCGGGGGGAUUGGUUGGCGUUAUCGCUACUGAAGAACGGGCCAGAGCUAUGAGGCGAGGAAGUCCGAACACUCAAGCGAUGUAUGACCACUCACAAGGAAUUCCGGGUCCAACAGGAAACAUGGGAGGUGUUCCUAGGCCUCAUACGAUGCUCGGCAUGAACUCGACCCACGGGCCUAGUUUCCAACCAUCAGUCUCCGCGACGGAACAAGCUCAGAUACAGCUAUCUCAGCAGAUGAGCAGCAUGAUGCAGAUGCAGAUGCAGUGGAUGCAGCAAAUGAUUCAGCUCCAGGGUGGGCAGGUCCCCCCCCAACAACUCGCAUCGCCUGGAAAUCUGCCAAUGCCGUCUUUCCCGGGCAACACGAAUUCAAGGCCGUCAUCAAUGCCCUCCGUCGGUGGAGCGUUUAAUAAUGUGUCUCCAAGCUACGGGGGAGGGAACCAAAGGACACUAAGUAUGCUCGACCCCAAUGUCUCGUCCAGGUUGAAUAGCCCGGCUGGGUUAUAUGCACAUGGCGGAAAUCGACCAGAAACUCCAGGUGGGCCUGGCUAUGCUCCUUCACUCGCCCCAUCGGAGCGCAGCAAUGUUGGGCUAGCGCCGCGCUACAGGCCUGUGUCUACGCUGCCAGUCGAGGCUGAAUCAGGCAGCUUCCUCCCCCAGUCAAAGCCACGGAAUGACGAGAACCGUAGAGCCACUUAUCUGGGUCCCUCUACGAAUACGAACCCGUCGAACACGACAAUACGCCCUCUAUCCUCCUACGGCAAGACUCUUACCGUUCCAUCCAGACUUAGCAGCCAUAGCCCGGCUCAACCUGAUGAGGAUGACGAUGAUGAGGGGUGGGCAGAAAUGAUGAAGAAACGAGAAAAGAAACGAACCAACUGGAAAGUCAAGAAAGAGUCAUCAAACUUUGGUGAGGAUCUAUUGAAUGCGGUACAUUAA